Messenger RNA from Podospora pseudocomata, 207 nucleotides. RefSeq lists its product as uncharacterized. The transcript has 2 exons. The coding region runs from base 1 to 207 and encodes 68 amino acids. NCBI's taxonomy places the organism in Eukaryota, Fungi, Ascomycota, Sordariomycetes, Sordariales, Podosporaceae. The record is from RefSeq and is a predicted model, not a curated record.
AUGAAGGACGGUUUCAUGGGACCUGGCGAGCUAAGACGUGUUAAGUCACGGGCUCACUUCGGGGCAGUUGCGGUCUCUUGCGGUGCUGCUACGGCGACUUCAAGACUGAUCAUCAGGGCAGGAUCUCGAUCCGUACUCCUCACCCUCACCCCCCUUCGCCCGCUCGUUCGAUUUGGGUACAAUCAGGCUCUGGCUGCGUACCGCUGA